AAACCAGUAUGGACACAACACCGGGUAGUAGACUAGCAUCAAAAUCCUUACUUGACGAAGUCAACAUCGCUGAAAUCCCACUGCACCUGAACGCAGCAUUGUAUACAGCAGCCCCACCAACACUCCGGCAACUGAAGGAGAGGCUUAAAGAUGGAUGGAUGGUUCUCUCCGUUGUGCAUUUAACGAUACGCUAUGGACACAAUGUUUCUCCAGGAGCUCCACUAUGCAUUUAUUGGUGUUAAUACUGAUCCUGAGCACAGUUACAGAAGGUCUCAAGGUGAUUGGAGGAAACAUCACCGUGGUGCAAGGGGAGACCGCCAUCUUACCCUGCAAACUCGUCGACACAGCAGAGCCCUUGACUCAGAUUUCAUGGCAGAAGAUGACCAGAGGAAAACCUCAGAAUGACAAUUUCUAUACAAUCUUGGCUAAAAACGGACCACAGUUUGUCAACGGACGUGACGAUCGAUUUGCAUUUGUCGGGAACUUUAACGAAAACGAUGGAUCUCUGGAGUUAUCCAACACCACACUGAUGGAUGAAGGCACCUACACAUGCAUCUUCACUUUGUUCCCCAGUGGCAAUCACAAGACAGAGAUACCUCUAAAUUUGCUUGUGCCUCCGGUCAUAAGCCUGAAGGAUGAUCCUGUUACUUUGGGUGAUGAAGAGGUUUCCCUCGUUACCUGCACGGCUGCUGGUUCCAGGCCUCCUGCAGAGGUGGUGUGGAUCACUGGUACCCUGGAAGAAUCAGUGAGGAUAACAACCAACUACAGCUCGCAUGCCAACGGUACGACUACCACGGUCAGCUCGCUGUUUGGAAUACCAACCAAAAAAAUCAACGGUCACUCGGUCCAGUGUGUUGUCACCAGUGCAGCCAGGUUGGACAAAGAAACCCUCAACUUCAACAUACAGGUCUUCUUUCCACCGAUGGGAGUGAACAUUACUGAGAAGUCUCAAGGCGUAUUUGAAUGUUUGACGGAAGCCAACCCACCCUCAACCUUUACAUGGCAAAGAAUCAGCCAGCCGAUGCCUCAGUCUGCUGUCAAAGUAGAAGGCGCAACACUGCAGCUUCUAAGCAUGACCUCCAACCUGAAUGGCCUCUACCAGUGUGAAGCAUCAAACCCUUAUGGCAGUGAGCACAGUCACCUCUAUGUGCAUGUCAAUUCGGGUAAGGGAGCCUGCACUGCUUGUUGGACCAUUUUAAUUAUUCUGCUUAUCCUGAUUGCCUUUGGUGCCGCUGCAGCAUGGUACUAUUAUAAAUAUAGUACAUUUCCAAGUGCGUUAACCAGGAUGGUAGAGUGGAUACCUAGACAGAGGCAGCAGGUCCCAACAGACUCAGAUGAACCUACUCAGGCAGUACCAUUAGACGCAGGGGAACAACAAGCAGCACAAGAAGGAUCUCACCCCACGCCAUCCCAGUAAGCAACAAGAUGGAAGACAACCGUGCUGUAGCUGGUUUACAGGAUUAAGUGCUCAAAUGUGUCAUUCUGACUCAGCGGGUUAGUGAAUAGAUGCAGUGUCCAGGUGCUAGCAACAGCCAUCUAGCAUACAAGGCAGUUUCCUGAUGGACCAACAUUCCUUGGGGCUGACACAAUGACACACUUUUUUUUCUUUUCUUUGACCAGCCAAUAAUACAAGUAGUCAGGCCCAUUGAUAUAUUUUCUUCAUCAAUACUGGGCUGUCCCUAAUUACAUUUUUAAUCUCUAAAAAUCUAAAAUUACUAUUAACCUUGGCCCCGUUUCCCAGAGCCUUAGUAGCGCUAUGUGCAUCGUAAGUUGUAUCUUAAGGUCUCCCUUAAGCUUACGGGCUGUUUCCCAGAGUCUCCUUAGUUAAGAUAUAUCUUCUGAAAGGUACAGUAUAUCUUAAGAAGGGGGGUCUGCAGUGAUGGAAAAAACAAACACAUAUGCUGUUAUGAAUAUUUCAAUAACAAAUGCAUUAUCAGUGAGCAGCAAUCACAUUUCUCUGCUUCAGCAUUAGUCUCCUUGUUUAUAACGCGAUGCGCAUGUAAGUCAUUUUGUGUGUGGACUAGGCUUCAAAUAGAUGAGCAGAUGUUCUGUAGAAGGCAUAGCCUCAUUUAUGAUACAAUAUUUGAUGGAGGUAAAAUUAUUAUGGCAAUACUUUUUAUAUUAUGUCAUUAAUUUACCUUCAUAUGAGAUAAUACACUUCCAGCACUGUGGUGAAGGCCAGCUCUAACUCAUGAAGUACCUUAGCAGCUCUCCUUACAAGCACCCACUAAGGGACAGUUUGGGAAAGGAAGUUCCUAAGCUAAGGUAUAUCUUAGAGACCCUCGUAGAAUGCUAAAGUAUGUCGAAACUGGGAAACGGGGUCCUGGACUUUUCACACCCUUUAACCAACAUGCUGGCUGCUCAUUGCAGGCAAUGAAGUGCAGGGAUGCGGGAAAUGAAGUGUCCGACGCUCAAAAGAGAGCCCCAGAAUCCCUCUUUCACAUAUGUCCCCUCAUGUUAUAUAUAAGACUUAUAUUUGGCUGAGGUGGGCUGGUCUGAGCUAAAAUGCCAGAGCCAGUGCCAGGGCCAACUGUUUAUCCCGGUCCACCCCUGCUACACAAUAAUAUGUAUGUCUUUUGUCAACUAAUCUAUGAAGUGUUAUUCAGCAUCAAGUAUUACAAACAGUAAGUAGAGCUUUCAAGCAUACAUGGGAGCAUUUCAAAAACUGGAUUGAAAGUAGAAGUGUAGUUAACAGACUUUUAUCUAUGGUGUUAUCUAUGUAGAAUGUGGCAGCAACCGUUGGCAGUUGCUUUAUCAUUAACAGCUCUAACAGUCAUGAUACUUCCCCUCUGUAGCCCACACCAACACCAACACCAACAACAAGAACGGCUGAUAAUAAUGGAGCAUUUAUGAAGCUUGUUUGCAUGCACGUAAGAAUGUAAGAAAGCCUGAGAGCCACUGAAGAGGACACGCAUUAGUCUGUGUAACAUUGCACUGAUACUAUACACGUAUGCAAAAAAAAAAAAGAAUGUUGAGUAGUUACAGAAGCACAUAUGUUACUUUGCCAAGCCCCCAAAUGAUUUAUUUAUUCCAGCACUUAACUCAAAAAACUCCUUUUUCAAAUUCAAUGCCAAUAUAUUUGUCUGAAGGUACAAUUACAUGGAACAUACACUAUCUAUCUGUCACUUCUAUGAGCUGCUAAAUCCUGGAGCAUUAUAACUGGAGUAUUCUGCCACUAUCUACUGCAUGCUGUCAUACAAAGUAAAAAUACCAAAAUAUAUUAUGCUCUAUUUUAGAAUUCCUUCUACAGCUGUGUUUGCGCGUUAUCAGUUAUCACAUGUUUUUUGUUUUGUUUUAAUUGUUAUCUUUUGUAAUAACAAAUGGCAGCAGAGCUUUCUUUUAUCUUUAGUCCACAUCAGUUUCCAUCUGUUGUGUUCAGAGAUUUACAGUUAUGGGUAAACACAUCAAAAACAGACUGAACUCAAAGCCAGUGUUUCAAUGUCGUGUUCAAAGUCAGAAUGAAGGUCUGUGUUUCAAAUGUUUAAUUCUGUAAUGUAAAAAGUUACAUACGCAUCUCUGUCUUCAAAAUGUGCCAUACACUCCUGUUAGCCUCACUUGUUCUUGUAUCUCAACUUUGCUGACUAUUUCAGAAAGAAACAAACAUCCGGGUCCACAGCGAGCGUUUGCCUGUUGAACCAUGCCUCACUCUUACCUCAGUAUAAGUGUGUUAGACCUAAGCAUUUUGUGUUAGCAGCACUGUGAGCCUGUAUUUAAUGCUAAUUUCAGUAUACUAACAAGAUCAUUAUCACAAUGAUAAACACUGGACAUUAUGCUUACCAUGUUUGCUGUGUUACAGCCUGCUGAAAUUUUAAAUGACCAGAAAACACAACGUAUAAAGUUAUCUACUGACCCUUAUUGCAAUUCCUGAAGCCAUGCUGCUAAAGAGGUAUUUUUAAUUUGCCAAUCAAUCUAAUUGCUGUCAAGACAAUUAAUAGCACUGGAGGAAACAUUUGGGGGGUAGGGGAUAUUUAGACCAGAUUUUGUACAUAACCCGUGUAAUCACAAUCACGUGAUGAAUGCAUUAACAGAAGUAUAAAAUGAAGUUGUAUAAAGAGUCCCUGUCAGGAGGUAGGUUGGGAUGGUGGAUGGGUCAAACAAACACACCUUUCCCCCAGGAAGCCAGUGUUCAUGUCCCGUGUGAAACCAAGUUUUGGCUUGCUGGGCAACCGAUGGAGCAGCUGGCUGUGGGGAACUUUAUGCCCCCUUUUUUGAACCCAUUAGCUCUGCAGAGCUGUGUCGUCUGUGCUGCAAAGUGCCCCAAACCCGGGAAGCUGGCCACAGAGUAGACUCACAAGUCAGUCUUUAGAUGCUUUGCUUAAUUAAAGACUGAUGUCUCCCUGAUUUUGUGUUUAGAUGGGUGGAUACAAUUUCAGAGUUUAAAAAAAACUUCCUACGUUGCAGAACCAAUAGUAAUUCUGCAGGGCGGUCCUUCGGUGGCUCACUGAACUCUUGUGCUCGUAAACAUAGUCCAACUGCGUUAAAAGUUUUAAACAAAGUUGCUGAAACGGGUGUGGUAUGGACCCAAAUGCAGUACACAGGCGCUCAGGAACAGUUGGUAAUGACCUUUAUUUUCACCACAGCAAACAAGGUACGGAGCAGAUAGAAUAAACACAGAAUAAAGUUCGUAGCCAGAUGAGCAGUCCACGAAGGCAGAGGCACCGAUGGGGAGCAGGCAGGAGGAUAGACAAGGCCAGGCGGAGGAGUCGUUACCAGCCGAGCAGUCAGGUACCAGAAACGCUGAGGCAGAGCACGAGGUCAGGGACAGAAGGCAGGUGAGUUUACCAGGAGGCAGACAAGGAGAGCAGGUCGGGAAGAGGCAGAGUCGGCACUGAGAGAUCAGACAGGAGAUGAACGCUGGAAAGUCUCGCAUGAUGCGGAAGAACAAUCUGGCAACGAGUGAGAGUGCUGGAGAGGCUUAUAUGCAGGGCUGAUUAUGAUGAGCUGCAGCUGUGUAGGCAGGUGAGCAGAGUUGGGCUGAUAAGGUGGGCGUGGCUGGCAGGUAGAGUGGAGCAGAGGGAGGGAGAGUUGAAAAUCACUGCAGCAGAGUGACAGGAGGGGAAUGAGAGACAGGGACUGUGACAGUUGCUGUAAGUGCUUCAUUUCCACAAUCAUGUGGACUGAGCACACGUUUGAUAAAACGGAGUUAAAUCUCUCAGCAUCCAUUUUCAAGCUCUCUGUGUGUCCUUGCGGACGAGAAAAGGGGGAGCGCACAUUUCUGGGAGGGCUUUUUCAAAAAUGCAAAUGCGUUGCUUUGUUGCCGGCCGUUUUCUCUGGUGUGUUAAGCACACUUUAGAAAGGAGUGUCCCCAGACUAUUAGAAGGCGGAGAUCUCUGAUUGUCUGGUGGCGAGACUAGCCACAGAGUUGUGCUGUCAGCUUAUCAGUUUUGAGGUGCUUCUGCCUCCUGUCUGAACCCAGUGUUCUCAUGCAGGAGCGCUGGUAGGUACUGGAAAUUGGCACCAAGUGAUUAACACAAAUCUGUACUUUGUAGUAUCAACUUAAUUCAGUCAGUCCCAUUAAAAGUAUAAAGUUCGGUACCCAACCUGACCUACAUAGCAUUACAUUAAAUGCGUAACGUAACAUUGUCCUAAACCUAACUUCUGUUUACUUCGGUUUACGUUGCUAAACCCAACCUACGUAACUUUAUGUUAAGUGUGUGCUGUGUUAACACCCAUUCGUGAUUCUUUUCCUAAACCUAGCGGUAACAGCACUAAUGCAUGAUAUGUUAUGUAGAGACAUGGGUUUUAUCUUCCUGACCAAACCAGCAUUCCUAGAGUUUCAGUCAUAUGUAGUCAAAUUCACUCUUCUUGACUUUAGUUACACUUGUAUGAAGAUCUUUUUUAUUGUAAACCUGAAAUUUUGGUUUAGUAUCCCCCAGUCAUUCUGGGUAGUGCAUAGUAAGUAGAUUAGUGAUCUCUUGGAGUAGUCCUCUUUAAUCAAGGCAACAUGGCAAGACAAUAAACACCUCAGUCUCUCAGGAGACACAUCACACUCCUCUAUUUUAGUUGUUACUGUUACACUCUCUAAUGUAGAUAUCCUUUUCCACAAUUUACUUCAUUAAAAUGUUGCAACGUAUAGUGCUAUUUGUGGUCAAGGCUCUUCAGGCAAUCUUUAAAGCAAUAAACUGAAUGUGCCUUAAAUGUCCUCUCUCUUUAACAAGCAUUUACUGCCAGACAGCUACUGUAGCAGAGUCACAACCACACAUCCAAAUAACAUCACACAGCUAUUUUUUUCAUGUUGUCCAAAGUUAUCAUGGAAUAUGUUUAUCUUGAUGAAUAAACAAACAAACAAGAUAAUGCAGUGCUGUUUUGUCUACUGAAAUUGAAACUUGCGUGCCAAUUGAUUGUUGAUUUGAUUGUACCUAAUCAAAGGCCACUUUAGUAAUAAGGCACAUUUUAAAAACCAAAAGCAAAUCAAAAUGCUUUAUAAAGUGGAAAAAAUGAAAUCAAAAAGUGAAAAAUAAUCUAUGAUGCCAAAUUUAUAAGAACUCCUUCAUACAAAGAUGCAGUAUAAUACUAAAAUACUAAAAUGUGCCAAAUAUAUAUAUAUAUAUAUAUUUUUAAAUUAAACAAAUUUGAAAACAAUCUAAUGAUAUAUGAAGGGAACGUCACCAGUUUUACACAGCAAAUUCUGUUAACAGGUGUAUAAGGGAGUGCUACUGCAUACUGUAUGUGAAAAUGUUUUUUAAAGCCUUUAUUUGGCUGCUGAGGGAGCUCAGUGAAGUCUCAUAAAUUGCCUCAAAUCAGUUUUGCUUGAAGACUAUAAGUUUGAAAAUGAAAAGAAUCUGGUGGUGUGCAUUUAGACUGAAGUGAUCUUAUCUUAUCAGACCUCUGUAGCCCGCUUCUCAUCUCUGUUUUAGGCAAUCGGCUCAAAGCUACGUCAGCUGCUGUCAUCAUAACACACCCAAAUCUUCAACCAAAAUUAUGUCAACACUCAAGUUGUGCCGUGGGUGAUGUAGAUGCAAGGCACAAGUAAAGUAAGUUAGAAGAAUGAGUGGAAUAAAAAGACGAUGGCUGUGUUUGGAAUUUCAUACUAAUAUACAGCCUACUACAUGCUCAUUAUGCUCAUCUAUUGCAUGCUGCCUACUAAAUGAACAUUUAAGUAUUUCAUUACUGACAGACUGUUCACACUAAGUAAACGCAGUGGUUCCCAACUUGGCAAGGUCCACACAGUUUAAUAUAUUCAGCAUAGUUGUGUUUGGCCAUGUCGUCGAGCUAGUUUGCUGUCUCUGUCAUGUGGCUGUCCAUUAGUCAUUCACUGUACAGCAAGAAAUGGCACUUCAAAACAAGAGCCAUGCACCAGAAAUUCACUGUACUUCGAAAUAACUAGGGCUGUAGUCUCCUGGUCGACUAGUCGAUUAUUUGGUCGAUAUGCUCUCGUCUGACCAAAUUCUCAUUGGUCAAUUAAUCGCCGUGUUACUUUCACAAGGGGAAAAGUGCUACAUCAAUAGCUUUCCAGGACUAACCCAUUAUUUCCUGUGGGGGGGGGGGUUCAAAACACACCCAUUGUUGACAGAAAGUUGAACUCGCCCACCGUAUGCUCAGCGUUGCGGUGAGUCAGUUUCUGUAUACUGACACCAUUUCCCUCAGUGGAAACGAAGCUUGUAUUUACUUGUAUUUCACAGAUAGGAAACAAUAAAUUGUGAAGACAGUAAAGCCUCCACUAAAAUAGCAUUUUAAGUCGUGUGUGUGAUUUAUCCUUCAGGGAAAUAUACCUUGGGAUUUAUUCUGGCUACAUAUGAGCAGAGGAAAUCUCUGCUCGUCGCUAGGCUAAUUUACACAAUGUAAAAUGCCAUAGGCUGGCGCUAAUAACUUUAGCAUGUUGUAUUUGCUUGGAAAACGUGUUUAGUAUAGGACAGUUGUUUUGUCGGUGAAUCUUGUGAGUUGUAAUGGAGACAAAUUUUGUAACAUUACCUUUGUUACAUAUUUCUCUUGUCCCUGGUUUUAUAUGAGAAGAGGAAAAGAUCACUAGACGCUAAUUUAGACAAUGUAAAACGCCAUAGACUUGUGCUAAUAACGUUAGCAUGUUGUAUUGGUUGGGGAAAUGUGUCCAGAUAAAGACAAGUGUUUGUCUGUCAAUUCUGCGAUUUAUAGUGAAGCCAAUUUGUGUACUUGUGUUUGAAAUUGUCUCUUUUAAGCCAUAUUUAAUGUGUGUUUUGAAACAACUAAACUUUACAGCACUUAACACAGUCCUCCACCGCCGACUAGUGUUUUGGAGGUGUAACUGCAGAGUGACACAGACACACCACUGCAAAAGUGUAAAAAAUGAGUAGAUUUUUUUCCCCCACAACUAAUUGAUUAGUUGAAGAUUAUGUACGACUUUAGUCGACAAAAUUUUUGUCUUUGGUUGACUACAGCCCUAAAAAUAACAAGUUUGUUUUUUACAAACUUGACACGUUCGCGACACAAGAUGUAAUUACGAAUUAUGACAGACAGCAGGUUGGACCCAGCCACUGCUCACAUUUUUCAAAACAUUGCAGCAAACUUACAAACGUUAUUAUUUUUUUAAUGUAUUAUUUUCAUUAUUAUUUUUAUUUGCAUAAAGCAGUUACUUUCUUGCCUGAAAAGAUAUUAAAACUUAAAGGUCUAGUGUGUAGGGUUUAGUGGCAUCUAGUGGUGAGUAUGGAGAUUGCAACCAGAUGAAACACCUCCCAUGGGCCAAGCAUGUAAAAGAGCCAGUGUGUUGAUUUUUUCAUUCUGGGCUACUGUAGAAUAAUAUUUCAAACCCUGUUUGUUGAUACAAAUGACUUAUUUUAAAGUAACGAAAACACAGAGAUUCUCAGUUUCAGGUGAUUAUACACUAUUAAAAACAUACUCUUUAUAUCAUAUUGUGUUUCUGGCAGUAUAUCCCCCUAAAUCUUACACACUGGACCGUUAAUAAAGUGACAUAUUAACAGCUUUUAGCAUGCCUCAUUAUCUUUGCUGUUGCCAGCCAUUGUGCACAUGUAGUCUGAGAAGUCUUCAUGCAUUGUUGGGUAAUUAAUCAGUAAGUUCAUGUCUCAUAUUACUACUAAUGUAGCAUAGAUCUGGGCAUUUCUUUCAGACAUAAAAUCAUCAUACUUAAUAUGAGUAGUAUGUUAGUGUGUGAUUUUAAAUACAGCUUGUGUCUCUGAUUCUGCUGCAUUGUGAGUCUGACACUAAACCAGUGGAGUACUUGUUUAAUCCGUCAUAAAAAUUAAGUAGUUACAACAUUUAACAAUUAGCAGCUUAUGUAUAGCGACAUUAUUUACAUCCAAUAUAUUUCCGUAGUGACAGAAAUGCGGCUGAGUUUCAUUUCAUAAACUGUAAUGGAAUCAAAUAGACGUAAUAGAUGGGUUUUUCUUUUAGAGCGGCAGCGUCUUUCUACUUUUAAUCUUAAAACUUUAAAUCAUUAAUUAUGUGCUGCAGUGUGUAUUUAUUUUUUGCAUUUGCUUUAUUAUGCCAUGAUGUUUAGUAUUUUGUUUUAUUCUGUAUUUAAGUUAUAUUUAGGAGUUUGACUGUAGUUCACUGCUGUAGUUCCCAUGCUGAUGGUGUUUUUGUAACCUUUUCAUUGUUUGCUGUUACAUCAUCUUUAAGCUUGCCGUUUGCCUUUCCUGUGCACUCGAAUUAAAGAUAGAUAAACAUUACAAUUGUCUCAAGUAUUUCUACACUCACAGUGUGUACUCUACACAUACCAUCCGUAAUACCUAGUCUGCAUUACAAUACUUCAGCGAUUCAGGAUUGUGCCUUGCCCUAGGGUAUGUUUAUUCACUGAACAAAAUCUACAUCCACAGCAACCACAAAAUAGUACAUGCUACAGGCUCAUAACUCAGUUGGGACCAUGUGGAUGGAAGUAACAUCUGUCACAAGGCCAGUCCAAUGGAAACAAAAACGCCACGUGUCACGAGCCAGGAAAGAAUUGUGUUAGUCUUGUGACUCAAAGAAGCAGUUCAAAUAGAGGUAUUUUUUCAAGUACUGUCAACAGAAAAGUGAUGUGACACUUAAAGUAGCGUGGUGUUUGAAAAAUCAGUCAUUACGCAUUGUUUUUAAUUACAGUUCCAGAUAUUUUCAAGUCUGUCUUAAAACAAAACUCACAGGUACAUUGAAAUAGUUACUGAUCACUAUUAUCAUUCAUUUCAGCAAUCAAAAUCUGCAAAAUCUAUCUUUGUCUUUAGUUCAAAUCCUGCGUUGUUUACAUCCAUGUUUACUUGCUCGCAGUCUCUUUCUUCAGUGCCUUCACAGCCAGUGCGCUUUAUUUUUUGUGGCGUGUUACUGCCACCAACUGUCAAUCAGCAGGAUGCCGGAAACCAGAGGGAGGAGGGGCUGGCUUGUGCGGAUGUGUUCUCGUGGGCUUGUGGUAGAGUUUACUAAGGGUCAAAACUCUAAUAUCUUUAACAGAAAGCCUGGAGUUGUGAUGUUUGAAAGAAAACCGCAUGUAGGAGUCAGGCUUAGAAAAGAUGCUUUUGAGCUGAAGUGUAGGAGCAAAUGUUGCAGAGCUUGACCCGUACCAGGGACUGAAAGCUCAGGUUGUCUUGGCCUCU
Epinephelus fuscoguttatus (brown-marbled grouper) is the source of this 10496-nucleotide messenger RNA. RefSeq names its product nectin-4. The record is from RefSeq and is a predicted model, not a curated record. Bases 155 to 1417 code for a protein of 420 amino acids. Gene Ontology annotation, cellular component: adherens junction. NCBI's taxonomy places the organism in Eukaryota, Metazoa, Chordata, Actinopteri, Perciformes, Serranidae. The transcript is spliced from 8 exons. Gene Ontology annotation, biological process: homophilic cell-cell adhesion; heterophilic cell-cell adhesion.